This is a messenger RNA of Nicotiana attenuata, 354 nucleotides long. Its product is annotated as arabinogalactan protein 1-like. NCBI's taxonomy places the organism in Eukaryota, Viridiplantae, Streptophyta, Magnoliopsida, Solanales, Solanaceae. The transcript is spliced from 3 exons. The coding region runs from base 1 to 354 and encodes 117 amino acids. The record is from RefSeq and is a predicted model, not a curated record.
AUGGCACCUAAGAAGAAAGCGAGAAUUGGCCAAGGAGCCAAUGCCACCCCAGGAGUGGCUGAUGAUUCAUUGCUUGAUGUUGCGGGUGAGGUUAGUCGCCCUGCUAUUACUCUGCCGGAUCCUUCUAUUCCAGAGCAGACUACCCCAGCUCCUACACCUACGAAGGGCACCACUAUCCCUCCCGUGGAUACUCCUGUUCCGCCUCCAGCCCCAGCUUCUGAGUUACAAAUCAGAGACCAAACUGGUCUUCCUCGUACAUCACCCCUACCACCACCACCCCACCGUGUCGCCGCCGUCCUCCGCCAUCCGCCGCCGGCCGGAAAUCGUCGCCGGCAGCGGCAAUUCUCCGAUUAA